AAAUAGCCUUGCUCUCAGGAAUUGUGCAUCUUAACAAGAAUCAUAUCGGGUUCUCGCAGUCAGAAAUAUACAAGAUACAUAUCUGGGGAGGUGUUCAACAUGUUUUACAGUAAAGAAAUGGAGGACGCCGAUAUGAAAAGAGCCGAGGAUGCCACAAUCCUAUGGGCAAACUGGGCUCAGAAACUGAGAUUGGACCAGUUGAAAGAGAGAUUGGCGGCACAAAGGGAUGGUCGGAAGCCUGUAGACAUCAGUGUUGAACCAUUGAUCGAAACGAUAUUGUCCUCAUAUGCUGACUGUAAAGCCAAAAAAAUCACAUCAGUAUUUUUUAUUGCACUUCAUGUAUUCCGGCAAUUUAAUAGUUGGUCGGGGUUAUGCUCAGAAUCAGAUUGCAUGACAGCAGUAGUGUCACCAAUAUUGAGAGAAAUCAUGGCAAUUCAACACAAAAUCAAGUUCACAUGCGCCAAUGCCUGUACAACUACUGGAAAAACGAGAAAGGUAAAUCUCCAACAGAGUGGUCAGUCCCGCCAACCUAUUGGACAGACAAAGGACAGGAACGAGGUUUUUUUUGGCGAGAUGAAAGGAAAGCACCCAGGUUCAGAGGCUAUCAACACAGAUAUUCUCCGCCUUGCAAUAUUCACCAAGGAUUCAUUAGAUUUGCUUCAUAACGCUUUGGAGAGAGGACCACCACUUAUGACUUUCCAGACUGUGGGGUCUGACGUUGUCUUUUUCCUUGGCGCCAGAGUCAAUAAUACCAUCGUCCAUAUACGGCUGUCAACUGUGGGGCUACCCUCAAGCUUGACGGAAGUAGAGCUUGAUUACGACUUUUUUUCCACCUCUUUCAAGUCCAAACUCUCAUUAGCAUUACCAAAGAUUGCCUUGAGGAGAAACGCACGACACCGUUGCAAGAAGACUCUUUCCCAACUCUAGGAACUCCAGAACGUAAUGAAGCAUUGAACAGCACAAAAAACCAAGGAAAGUAAAGAAAAAUUUGCAAUGAGCAUUUCGAGUCCCUUUAGAUUUUAGAGGAAAGGAAAUAAAUAUUCAGUCCUG
Lobosporangium transversale is the source of this 1050-nucleotide messenger RNA. RefSeq lists its product as hypothetical. The record is from RefSeq and is a predicted model, not a curated record. The transcript is spliced from 4 exons. The coding region runs from base 100 to 927 and encodes 275 amino acids. Lineage: Eukaryota; Fungi; Mortierellomycota; Mortierellomycetes; Mortierellales; Mortierellaceae.